Molecule: messenger RNA, 333 nt
Organism: Phytophthora sojae
Lineage: Eukaryota; Oomycota; Peronosporomycetes; Peronosporales; Peronosporaceae
Exons: 1
Coding region: 1-333 (110 amino acids)
Molecular function (GO): zinc ion binding; DNA binding
Source: RefSeq, a predicted model, not a curated record
AUGGACCAACUUCCCGACGCACCGCCACCAGGCACCAGUCCACGGUCCAGCAGCUCCUGGAGCCGAUGCGAUCAAGCCGUGGCGCGCGUGGCACCCAUCGCCACCACCACCUGCCAAGUGUGCUCGCAACGCAUCGCCAAGGGUGAGUGGCAACUCGGGCUCAUGUUCGUCCACCUCGAGGGUUUCAUGCUCAUGGAGUGGUACCACUUGCAGUGCUCCAAGUCGCUGCAGAGCAGUGGCCUGUCUGGCAUACUUGAGUCAGCGCAGAGUGAGAUGACUCAAGAGCAGAAGCUCGAGUUCCAGUUGGCUUGCCAGAAUGCAACAACUCCAUGA